AUGAAGAGUACACAUGGAGGGUGUGAGACAUCAUUCUUAUUGUCGAAAUUUAUCUACAGGAAAAGUUACUUAUCCACUAUAUAUAUAUUAAAAAAACAAAAAAGAAGGAAGAAAUAUAGUGCAAACUUCAAAAAUCAAGCCAUAGAAAAAAGGAAAUGUAGGAUCAAUAUUAUUCUUAGAUGAGUAUUGAUAAUUGGAACAUCCUGUAAAUACAUCUAUGAGUGAAGAAAGCGAUAAAGAUGUAAAUAGAAGAAGUGAAGUCUAGAUUGUUAUUCCAAGGAGUGUUUAAACAUUUAAGUGCUUGACAUCAUUCUUAAAUACUUGAUAUAAGAAUCCAAAGUGUUUAAAGGUGCAUCAUUUCUAAUUGUAUUUUUUUUCUAUAUUGAAAUAUGAUGUUUGAGAUUUGUAAAAUUUUAUUUUUGUAAUUCCAUUGCUAAGGGACUAGCAAUGAUUUAAGUUGGGGGGUGUGAUAAGUCUUUAUUAUCAUGAGUUAAUAAUUAGUUAGUAAUAUAAUUUUCACCUUAAAUCAUGAUAAAUAGACUUAUAUUUAUGUUAAAGUGUGAAAAGUGGUUUUCAGUUGAUUAACGUGAAUUUUUGGAUAAUUAUGUGAUUUUAUAUGAUUCUUACAGUCUUACUUUUGAGAUAAAUGAAGAACAAGAAAUAGAAAUAAAAAUAUUGCAAAAUGGGGGGACCCGCAAGCGGGUCGGAAGCGUAGUCGGGGAGUAGCCGCAAGCAGGGGCUCGAGCGGCUUGGCUUGGACCGAUAGGGGGACGUGUGCGCCACUCCCCUUCCAUGUCACCGGUGGCCAGCCGGCUGUGGGGCAAGGAGUGGUCGUACACACGAGAGAAGUGACUUUGCUUAUAAAGCUAACAUUACUAUAUAUUCGCCCAAAAAAUUGGCGCACAACCGAUGUGGGACUAAACCCGCGUCACACCUUCCUCAGAAGAGGCAGGCAACCGACGUGGGUUUGAAUCUUUCCAGAGUCAAAAUUCAUAUAUUUUUAUCUGAUUAUCGCAACUUUUGCUGCAGAUCGCCGGUGAAGGAUUAAGCAACAAGAAUCGCUGGAUCAUCGGCGAAAAUCUCAUCAACACGAUUCACGGAGCAUUGCUACUAAAAUUGCUGAACGAUUCGCGAUAAAAGGAUCGCGAAUCCAUUGAGUAAAUCAUCUCCGAUUGAUCGACGAACAAGCCGUCGUCGGGAAGAGGACGAUCCGUCAGGAGAUGAGUCGCCACCUCUUGAGAGCGUACCAGAUGCGAUGAAGAGCCUCCUCUUGCUGCGCGGACCUGAGGAUGAAGCUCCCUAACAUGUGCCCCACCUCCAUCCAGCUCCUCUCCGUCGGGUGACAGCCGCUGGAGAGCCGCAAAGUCACCAUUUUUCUGCUCCGCCGGGUGAUAGCCGCCGGAGACGAUUCGACGACCCAUUUCAUUAAUCUCUAGACUCCGCGAGAAGAUCUAGAGAUUGCCCACAUCGUCCUUGUCCAAGGAGAGCCUUUGAGGCCGUGGACACUGCACGACGAUCCUCCCGAACACUCAGAAUUCCGGUGCAUCGCCGAUGCAUCACCAUCGCGACACCGGAACUUUGUUUUCCUGCUUUCAACUUACUUUACGCUUCAUUUAGUGAUAGUUUUUGUGAUUUUAAUUUACCAAAAUAUACUUUGUUCUAUUACGAUUCUUCCGGCUUUUACAGAUCUUAAUUUGAUCAAUUAAAUCGUCUGUAAUCGCUUACGUAAGAAUCACCGGGCGGAACUCUGUUUUUGCCCGAUUCGCAUUCGCCAGGCGCUGACGUCAUCCUGACGUCAUCUUGACGUCCGCACCCUUAUUUCCCUUUUUCGUGAAUUUUAAAUAUAUUUCCUUUUAUUUCUUAGUAUAUAAUUCAUAUAAAAUAUUAUUCAUAGAGGAAAAUUCUGAAUAAUUACCAGAUAUUAUAUUACAUUCUUAUGAUCGACUUGGAAAAUUACUGCUAUUUUUGGAAGUUUUAUUGAAUUAUAAUUGAUAUAUUUUUUCAGAAAUACUUCUAAAUAUCCAAAAAUUUGUAUUUUCUAGUUUUAUAAAUUUUAUAUUUGCAUGAUUUAAUAUACAACGACUAAGUCACGUCAUCCGUGCAGCAAGAGGAGGCUCUUCAUUGUUAAGGGACUAGCAAUGAUUUAUGUUGGCGAGUGUGAUAAGUCUUCAUUAUCAUGAGUUAAUAAUUAGUAAAUAAUAUAGUUUUAGCCUUAACUCAUGAUAAAUAGACUUAUAUUUAUGUUAAAAUGUGAAAAGUGGUUUUCAAUUGAUUAAUGUGAAGUUUUAGGUAAUUAUGUGAUUUUACAUGAAUUUAUAUGAUUUUUACAGUCUUGGUUUUGAGAUAAAUGAAGAAAAAGAAAUAAAAAUAAGACAAAAUGAGGGGGACCCGCAAGUGGGUCGGAAGCUCAGUCGGGGAGUAGCUACGAGCAGGGGCUCGAGCGGCUUGGACAGAUAGGGGCAUGUGUGUGCCACUCCCCUUCCAUGUCACCGGUGGCCAGCUGACUAUGGGGUAAGGAGUGGUCGUACACGCAAGAGAAGGAACUUUGCUUAGAAAACUAACAUUACUAUAUAUUCGCUCGAAAAAUCGGCACACAACCGAUGUGGGACUAAACCCGCGUCACACCUUCCUCAAAAGGGGCGGACAAUCGGCGCGGGUUUGAAUCCUCCCAGAGUAAAAAUUCAUAUAUUUUUAUCUGAUUAUCACGACUUUCCUGCAGAUCGCCGGUGAAGGAUUAAGCAACGAGAAUCGCUGGAUCAUCGGCAAAAAUCUCGUCAAUGCGAUUCGCGGAGCAUUGCUACUAAAAUUGCUGAACGAUUUGCGAUAAAAGGAUCACGAAUCCAUCGAGUAAAUCAUCUCCGAUUGAUCGACAAACAAGCCGUCGUCGGGAAGAGGACGAUCUGUCGAGAGACGAGUCGCCACCUCUUGAGAGUGUACCAGAUGCGAUGAGGAGCCUCCUCUUGCUGCGCAAACCUGAGGAUGAAGCUCCUUGACACGCGCCCCACCUCCAUCCAGCUCAUCUCCGUCGAGUGACAGCCGCCGGAGAGCCACAAAGUCACCUUUUUUCCGCUCCGCCAGGUGACAGCCGCCGAAGACGAUUUGACGACCCAUUUCAUUAAUCUCUAGACUUCGCGAGAAGAUCUAGAGAUUGCCCAUGUCGUCCUUGUCCAAGGAGAGCCUUCGAGGCCGUGGACACUGCACGACGAUCCUCCCGAACACUCAUAAUUCCGGUGUAUUGCCGACACAUCGCCGUCGCGAUGUCGAAACUCUGUUUCCUACUUUCAACUUAAUUUCCGUUUCAUUUAGUGAUAAUUUGUUUAUUUUAAAUUUACCAACAUAUACUUCAUUUCAUUACGAUUCUUCCGUCUUUUACAAAUCUUAAUUUGAUCAAUUAAAUCGUCUGUAAUCGCUUACGUAAGAAUCACCGAGCGGAACUCUGUUUUCGCCUAAUUCGUGUUCGCUGGGCGCUGACAUUAUCCUAACGUGUGCACCCUUAUUUCUUUUUUUCCGUGAAUUGAAAAUAUUUUUCCUUUUCAUUUCUUAGUAUAAAAUUCAUAGAAAAAAGUAUUCUUUGAGGAAAUUUCUGAAUAAUUACCAGAUAUUAUAUUACAUCCCUGUGAUCGACCUGGAAAAUUAUUGCUAUUUUUUGGAAGUUUUAUUGAAUUAUAAUUGAUAUAUUUGUUCAGAAAUACUUCUAAAUAUCAGAAAAAUCAUAUUUCUUAGUUUUAUAAAUUUUAGAUUUGUGUGAUUUAAUAUACAACGACUAAGUCACAUCAGCGGGCAACCAACGCAGGUUUGAAUCCUCCUAGAGCCAAAACUCAUAUUUUUAUCUGAUUAUCGUAACUUUCCUGUAGAUCGCUAGUGAAGGAUUAAGCAACCAGAAUUGCUAGAUCAUCGACGACAAUCUCGUCAACGCGAUUUGUGGAGCAUUGUUACUCAAAUUUCUGAAGGAUUCACGAUAAAAGGAUCGUGAAUCCAUCGAGUAAAUCAUCUCCGAUUGAUCGACGAACAAGCCAUCGUCGAGAAGAGGACGAUCCACCGGGAGACGAGUCGCCACCUCUUGAGAGCGUACCAGAUGCGAUGAAGAGCCUCCUCUUGCUGCGCAGACCUGAGGAUGAAGCUCCCUGACAUGCCCCCCACCUCCAUCCAGCUCCUCUCCGUCGGGUGACAACUGCCGGAGAGCCACAAAGUCGCCGUUUUUCCGCUCUGUCAGGUGACAGCCGCUAGAGACGAUUCGACGACCCAUUUCAUUAAUCUCUAGAGUUUGCGAGAAGAUCUAGAGAUUGCCAACGUCGUCCUUGUCCAAGGAGAGCCUUUGAGGCCGUGGACACUACACGAUGAUCCUCCUGAACACUUAGAAUUCUGGUGCAUCGCCGACGCAUCGCCGCUGCGACGUCGGAACACUGUUUUCCUGCUUUCAACUUAAUUUCCAUUUCAUUUAGUGAUAAUUUGUGUAAUUUAAAUUUACCAACAUAUACUUCAUUUCAUUACGAUUCUUUCAUCUUUUACAGAUCUUAAUUUGAACAAUUCAAUCGUCUGUAAUUGCUUACGUAAAAAUCACCGGGCGGAACUCUAUUUCUGUGCGAUUCGCGUUCGCUGGGUGCUGACAUCAUCCUAACGCCCGCACCCUUGUUUCCUUUUCUUGUGAAUUUUAAAUAUAUUUCCUUUUCAUUUCCUAGUAUAAAAUUCAUAGAAAAUCGUAUUCAUUGAGAAAAAAAAUCUGAAUACCAAAUAUUAUAUUACAUCCCUGUGAUCGACGUGCAAAAUUACCGCUAUUUUUGGAAGUUUUAUUGAAUUAUAAUUGAUAUAUUUGUUCAGAAAUACUUCUAAAUAUCUAAAAAAUUGUAUUUUUUAGUUUUAUAAAUUUUAGAUUUACAUGAUUUAAUAUACAACGAUUGAGUCACGUCAAAUUUUGGUGCCGUUGCCAGGGAUGUAUUGUAUAAUAUUUAGUAUUUUUCUAUUUUUCUCUUAGAGUACACAAAAAAAAUUAACUCUUAUUUUAUUUUCUUCUUCCCGAAUUUUUUUUUUUAGAAAAAGGGAACGAAAAGAAGCAAGGCAAGGACUGGAGCAUACUGAAGGAGGGUAACAAUUAAUAAACUUUUCUCUCGAAUUUAUUGAUUUUUUAUGUAUGGUAGAAGAUCCUUGCAUCCAAGGCUAGAAAAUCCUUUCAUUAUUUCAUUCAAAACAAAAAAUCCGAAAGAAAAAUUAAGUUUGAUAGAUCCUGAAGAAAGUACAGGUCAAACUGAGAACAAUCCUGUGGCCAUGAAAAAUUAUUAUAUCCCUGAUUCAUUUCAAAGAGCAUCCAAUAUUAGAGUCCCAUUAGCACCCAAUGUUAAAUUCGAAAUAAAUCCAAGAAUUUUUCAAAUGCUCCCUAAUUUUCAUGGAUUGCCUUUAGAAGAACUUCAUCAGCACUUAGAAAAAUUUCAUAUGGUCUGGAAGAUAAAAUGGACCAGGGGAAGAUUAUGCAUAUAAAAGAAGACAUUAAGAAAUGGAUGAAUGGAAGAGUUAGAGAUAUCAAUUUAGAUGAAAAAAAUUUAAAUUGGGUAAGAGCUAAUUCGAAAAUUAUAUGGCCUGAUCACAUAAUAUGGUCUAUUAAUAGAAAGUAUUUAUUAAUGAAUGAGAGCCUUACAAAACAAGAUAGAAAUAAGGAAAGAUUCUUUUCAAAAUAGAAAUAUUAUUUUUGGGAAAAUCUUGUUAAUUUUCAUUUUGUUUUGGCUGAAAGUAUUUCAAGGUAUAUAUAUGAAGUAUAUGAAUUUAUGCUAAAUCUGAAAAAGAAUAUCAUGAAACUUUCCUUGGGAUACAAAUAUAUUUUGAUGGCCAUAGAUCAUCUUAUAUGAUCUUAGAGCUGUCCAGCUGGAGACAUUAAAUGCAGCGCUGCAUGGGAGGCAACCCAUGGUUUUUAUUUCAUUCUGUUUGAUUUUUUUUAAGCUCUGUUUUUCUUACAAUUUCGCAAUACUUGUUUCUUUAUUUGUUUUUUUUCGAAAAAGUGCAGGAGGAGUGUAAGACGAAGUGGAAAAUUAAAAAUGAGGUUGAGGUGAUGUCUUUCUGAGCUCUAUAAUUUCCGAAAAUAUUUUUAAUGCUUAACUUUGCGUAUAUGCAUGCUUCACUUGAAAAUUAUAUUUUCUGCAUAUUCUAUUUUGAUUUUUCUGUGUCAUUGAGGACAAUGUCAUUUUUAAGUUGGGGGGUGAAGUAUUCAUUAUCAAUUUAUGCUGUAAGACGAUUAAGAACAUGUGUUUCCAUUUUAUUCAACAUAGAACAGCAACAAAAAAAUAAAAAUAAAAUAAAAUUCAGAAAAACUGCAACAUCUAUUUUCUUGUUUUCUGUCAGGAACAACAGAUUGUCAAAAACAGCAGACAAAAAACAGCCCAAAAUUUGAAAUUCUAGAGACCCUUUUCUCACAUUUCAAUCCCCUAGACAUAUAUUACUGAAAUUCGAAAUUACAACUAUAAAGAGGAUAGUUUUGAUUUAUUUUUGAGAAAUUUAUUCUUGCUAAAAACAGAACAUAAAAUAGAAAACAGAAUUGUCAGAACUAUCUAAUUUACAAAUUUCUUACAUGAUAUUGCAUGCAUGAAAAAUUAAAUCAAUUAGAUUGAUUGAUACCAAAAGAUAUUAGGAAGAUUAUUAUUGAGUCAAAAGAAUGAUCUAGUAGCAUGAAAUGUUGGAAUACUCCUUAGAUACAUGAUAGAUAACAUGGAUUUGAUUUUACAGAUUUUCACUUCAUGAUCUUGAUGGAUAGUAUUUACUUGAUUUGAAAAUUUGAUUGAUCAUUUGAGUUUAAUAGAGAUUUUUGCACUCAGAUCUAUAGGACUUGUGAGGAGAAAUCACUUAUUUCGAAAAAAAAAAAAGAGAGAGAGCAAUGUGAAAAAUCUAGAAACAAAGAGUACACAUGGAGGGUGUGAGACAUGAUUCUCAUUGUCGAAAAUCAUGUAUAGAAAAACACUUGCUGUAAAAUAAGUAGAUAAAGUGAAAGCCCUGAAAAUUAAGAGUACACAUGGAGGGUGUGAGACAUCAUUCUCAUUGUCGAAAUUUGUCUACAGGAAAAGCUACUUAUCUACUAUAAAAGAAGGAAGAAAUAUAGUGCAAACUUCAAAAAUCAAGCCAUGGAAAAAAAGGAAAUGUAGGAUCAAUAUUAUUCUUGAAUGAUUAUUGAUAAUUAGAACAUCUUGUAAAUAUAUCUAUGAGUGAAGAAGUGAUAAAGAUGUGAAUAAAAGAAGUGAAGUCUAGAUUGUUAUUCCAAGGAGUGCUUAAACAUUUAAGUGCUUGACAUCACCUCCCCCCUACUUAAGUCUUGCAUUGUCUUUAAUGCAUGUGAGAGAAGGGAAAAGAGAAGAAAAUUCUGAUUUUUAUGCCCCAUCUACUACACUGUUGCCCCUUAAUGGUUCUAACUAAAGCACUCGACCAAUAAAAUAUGUCUGAAACAAAAGCUAGUAAGGAAAUGCAUAAAAAGAAAUGAUAGUUCUCCUCAAGAUAAAUUAUGUGCAUACACACAAAUAGAUCGUCCUGAAAUAUCUGCUAGAGACCAGCCAAUCACCUCUCUCUAUGUCCUAUGUACAUCAAGUAAUCUAUUCUCUUGAUCCUUAAACAAAUACAAUGAUAUAAUCAUUGGAUAAGCUUGAUGUUAAUCAAAAAAUACAUACUUUAGUGAAGAUGGUUGAUAAGUUUUCAUUAUCAUGAGGUAAUAAUUUAUAGUUUUAAUCUUAACUCAUGAUAAAUAGACUUAUAUUUAUGUCAAAUUAUGAAAAAUAGUUUUUAGUUGGUUAAUUUGACUAAUUAUGGGAUCUUAUGUGAAUUUAUAUAAUUUUUAUAAUCUUAUUUUUGAGGUAAAUGAAGAAAAAAAAAUAAAAAGAUAGAAGAAAGAGGAAACUUGCCGCCUAGUCAAGCCCACAAGUAGGUUGGAAGCAUAGACAGGCGGAAUCAUGAGUAAGGGCUUGAGCGACUAAAGACGGACCGAUAGGGGACACAUGUGUGUCACUCCCCUUCCACAUCAUCAAUGGCUAGUCGGGCAUGCGACAAAGAGCGGCUGUACACAUGUGAGAAAGGGACACAUUGAUUAUCAAGUCUAGUAUUACUAUAUAUCAACCUCAAAACUCAACAUAUAAUCAAAUGUGGGACUAAACCUGGGGUCACAGCCUCUGAAAAAUUUUAAUAAUUUUAAUACCUAAAAUAUCCCUUGUCUAGUAAACCACACAAAUUUAAAAUUUAUAAAACUAGAAAAUACUAAUUUUUAGAUAUUUAGAAGUAUUUUUGAAUAAUUAUAUCAAUUAUAAUUUAAUCAAAGUUCUAAAAAUAGUGGAAAUUUUCUAAGUCAAUCACAAGGAUGUAAUAUAAUAUCAGGUAAUAUUUCAGAAAUAUUCUCAAAGAAUACGAUUUUUUAUGAAUUUUAAACUAAGAAAAGAAAAGAAAAUAUAUUUAAAAUUUGUGAAAAAGGGAAAUAAAGGUGUAGAUGUCAAGAUGAUGUCAGCACCUAACGAAUGCGAACCAGGCAGAAGUAGAAUUCUGCCUAGUGAUUUUUACAUAAGCGAUUAUAGACGAUUUAAUUAGUCAAAUUAAGAUCUGUAAAAGCUAGAAGAAUCAUUACAAGAAGUAUUUUGCAAGCCUUGUUGAUCCUAAUUUCACAUGUGGAAGCCCCACGAAAUCAGCUAAGGCGCUACUACGAUUUUUAUUUUAUUUUUUCUAGUGUAAUCUUUACCAUGUUCUAUCCUUUUCUCUCAAGUUUAAUCAUGAUUAAUGAUUUUUAAAAGCAUUAACUAAUUUGAAAACUUUUCAACCGACUACUGAUCAAGAAAGAGAAGGAUUCAAUUUACUACUCAUAGUUAAUAAUAAGAAUUCAUAACAUAAAUCCGGCAGAAGAUCAAAGUAGAUUUUCUCAAUUUAAGAGUGUGGGUUAUAUGCACCGUGAAAGAUCAUGAACUUCAUCAUUUAGUUAUAAGCAUUAUAGCACCUGAUGUAAUCUCAUGUAUUCACCCUCAUGCAUUUAUUCUUCCCCCCCAAACAACCAUUCGCAUUGUCCUUAAUGCAUCUAUAUAAGAGAAAAAGGAGAAAGCAUUAAAUGUGCAAACUGAUUUUCACUCUUCAUCCUUCUGAUUUUCUUUUGUAUUAAUCCGUGUCAUGAUAUGCACUUCCUCUAGAACGCUGGAUCUGUUCGCUUAAUAAAAACUCAAGAGAAACAUCAAAGGAUAGAGAAAAAUAAUAAAAAGGGAAUGUAGUGGAAAAGAAAGCUAUGCCAUCUUAGAGUACAUGAUGGAGGGGAAGUUAUAAGAAGAUUGAGGUUCAAUGGAUGGAUCAUAUAAUUGAGUGCAAAUGGGUAAAGAAGGAGGGUUCGUUUCUAAAUAAGGUUUUAAUCUUUGCCCAUUCACAUUAAAAUUUUUACCAGUUUUUAGAUCUGCAAUUAAUACUGCACCACAGUCAAAAACUUUAAUCACAAGGUAUGGUCCAUCCCAUCUAGAUUUUAAUUUCUCGAGGAAUAGUUUCAAUCGAGAAUUGUAAAGCCACUCUUUUUGAUGCUCAUGAAAACUCUUUCUGCUCACCUUCUUGUUAUAAAAAGCCUUCAUUUUUGCUCUGUAAAUCAGAGACUUCUUGUACAUCUCAUUGGGUAGUUCUUGAAGCUCUUGCAACUACAACAUACGGUGCUUACCUACGGCGUCUAAAGAGAGAUUAAGAUUCUUUAUAGCCUAAUAAGCCUUAUGUUCGAUCUUCAUAGGAAGGUGACAAACCUUUUGACGUGACUGAGUCGUUGUAUUGUAAAUCACGUAAAUUUAAAAAUUAUAAAACUAGAAAAUACUAAUUUUUAGAUAUUUAGAAGUAUUUCUGAACAAAUAUAUCAAUUAUAAUUCAAUAAAAUUUACAAAAAUUGUGGUAAUUUUCCAAGUCGAUCAUAGUGAUGUAAUAUAAUAUUGGAUAACGUUUUAGUAUUUUUCUCAAAGAAUAUAUUUUUUUAUGAAUUUUAUAUUAAGAAAUGAAAAUAAAAUAUAUUUAAAAUUCAUAAAAAAGGAAAUAAGGGUGCAGAUGUUAGGAUGACGUUAGCAUCCGACAAACGCAAAUCAAACAAAAAUAGAGUUCCGCCUAGUGAUUCUUACGUAAGCAAUUAUAGAUGAUUUAAUUAAUCAAAUUAAGAUUUGGAAAAGGCAGAAGAAUCAUAAUUGAAUGAAAUAUAACUUGGUAAAUUUAAAUCACACAAAUUAUCACUAAAUGAAGUAGAAAUUAAGUUGAAAGUAGAAAAAUAGAGUUCUAGCAUCAUGGCGGCAAUGUGUCGACGAUGCACGAGAAUUCUAAGCAUUCGGGAAGAUUAUCGUGCAGUGUCCAUGGCCUCGAAGGCUCUCAUUGGACAAGGACGACGUGGGUAAUCUCUAGAUAUCCUUGCGAAGUCUAGAGAUCAAUGAAAUGGGUCAUCGAAUCAUCUCCGACAGCUGUCACACGGCAGAGCGAAAAAAUGACGACUCUGUGGCUCUCUAGCGGCCAUCAUUGACAUGACUUAGUCGUUGUAUAUUAAAUCACGCAAAUAUAAAAUUUAUAAAACUAGAAAAUACGAAUUUUUAGAUAUUUAGAAGUGUUUCUGAACAAAUAUAUAAUUUAUAAUUUAAUAAAACUUCCAAAAAUAGCAGUAAUUUUCUAAGUCAAUCAUAGGGAUGUAAUAUAAUAUCUGGUAAUUAUUCAGAAUUUUUGGCAAAGAAUACUAUUUUCUAUGAAUUUUAUACUAGGAAAUGAAAAAGAAAUAUAUUUAAAAUUCACGGAAAAAAGAAAUAAGGGUGCAGAUGUCAGGAUGACGUUAGCGCCUGGCGAACACGAAUCGGCCAGAAACAGAGUUCCGCCCGGGGAUUCUUACGUAAGCGAUUACAGAUGAUUUAAUUGAUCAAAUUAAGAUCUGUAAAAGUCGGAAGAAUCGUAAUUGAAUGAAAUAUAGCUUGGUAAAUUUAAAUCACACAAAUUAUCACUAAAUGAAGUGUAAAGUAAGGUGAAAGUAGGAAAACAAAGUUCCGGUGUCGCGGCGGCGAUACGUCGGCGAUACGUCAACAAUGCACCGAAAUCCUGAGCGUUCGGGAGGAUAGUCGUGUAGUGUCCACGGCCUCGAAGGCUCUCCUUGGACAAGGACGAUGUGGGCAAUCUCUAGAUCUCCUUGCGAAGUCUAGAGAUCAAUGAAAUGGGUCGUCAAAUCAUCUCCAGCGGCUGUCACCCGGCAGAGCAGAAAAACAACGACUUUGCGGCUCUCCAACACGUGUCAGGGAGCUUUAUCCUCAGGUCCGAACAGCAAGAGGAGGCUCUUCAUCGCAUCUGGUAUGCUAUCAAGAGGUGGCAACUCGUCUCCUAGUAGAUCGUCCUCUUUCCGACGAUGGCUUGUUCGUCGAUCAAUCGGAGAUGCUUUACUCGAUGGAUUCGCAAUCCUUUUAUCGCGAAUUGUUCAGCAAUUUUAGUAACAAUGCUCCGCGAAGCGCGUUGACGAGAUUUUCGUCGAUGAUGCAGCGAUUCUGGUUGCUUAAUCCGUCACCGACGAUCUGCAGGAAAGUCGCGAUAAUCAGAUAAAAAAGAUGAGUUUUGGCUCUGGGAGGAUUCAAACCCACGCCGGUUGCCCCGCCCCUUCUGAAAAGGUGACGCGGGUUUAGUCCCACAUCGGUUGUGCGCCAAAUUUUUAGGUGAAUAUAUAGUAAUGUUAGAUUUCUAAGCAAGUCCCUUUCUCGCGCGUGUAUGACCACUCCUUGCCCCACAGUUGGCUGGCCACCGGUGACGUGGAAGGGGAGUGGCGCACACGUGCCCCCAUCGGUUCAAGCCGCUUGAGCCCCUGCUCGCGGCUACUCCCCGACUACACUUCCGACCCACUUGCCCCGGCUGGCCGGCGGGUCCCCCAUUUUGCUAUAUUUUUAUUUUUAUUUCUUUUUCUUUAUUUAUCUCAAAAGUAAGACUGUAAAAAUCUUAUAAACUCACAUAAUUACCCAAAAAUUCACGUUAUUCAACUGAAAACCACUUUUCACACUUUAACACAAAUAUAAGUCUAUUUAUCAUGAGUUAAGGCUAAAACUAUAGUGGCUUGAACCAUCUUUGACAGUUGUCACUUGGCGGAGCAAAAAAAUGAUGACUUUGUGGCUCUCUAGUGGCUGUCACAGAUGUGACUUAGUCAUUGUAUAUUAAAUCAUGUAAAUAUAAAAUUUAUAAAACUACAAAAUACAAAUUUUUAGAUAUUUAGAAGUAUUUCUGAACAAAUAUAUCAAUUAUAAUUUAAUAAAACUUCCAAAAAUAGUAAUAAUUUUCCAGGUUGAUCAUAAGGAUGUAAUAUAAUAUCUGAUAAUUAUUCAGAAUUUUUGGCAAAGAAUAAUAUUUUCUAUGAAUUUUAUACUAGGAAAUGAAAAGGAAAUAUAUUUAAAAUUCACGGAAAAAGGAAAUAAGGGUGUAGAUGUCAGGAUGACGUCAACACCUGGCGAACGCGAAUUGAGCGAAAAUAGAGUUCUGCCGACGAUUCUUGCGUAAGCAAUUACAGAUGAUUUAAUUCAUCAAAUUAAGAUCUUUAAAAGUCGGAAGAACCGUAAUUGAACGAAGUAUAUUUUGGUAAAUUAAAAUCACACAAAUUAUCACUAAAUGAAGCGUAAAUUAAGUUAAAAGUAGGAAAACAGAGUUCCGGCGUUGCGACGGCGAUGCGUCGGCGAUGCACCGGAAUCUUGAGCAUUCGGGAGGAUCGUCGUGUAGUGUCCGCGGCCUCGAAGGCUCUCCUUGGACAAGGACGAUGUGGGCAAUCUCUAGAUCUCCUUGCAAAGUCUAGAGAUCAAUGAAAUGAGUCGUCAAAUCAUCUCCGGUGACUGUCACCCAGCGGAGCAGAAAAACGGCGACUUUGUGGCUCUCCAGCGGCUGUCACCCGACAGAGAGGAGCUGGAUGGAGGUGGGGCGCGUGUCAUGGAGCUUCAUCCUCAAGUCCGCACAACAAGAGGAGGCUCUUCAUUGUUAAGGGACUAGCAAUGAUUUAAGUUGGGAGGUGUGAUAAGUCUUCAUUAUCAUGAGUUAAUAAUUAGUAAAUAAUAUAGUUUUAGCCUUAACUCAUGAUAAAUAAACUGUUUGUGUUAAAGUGUGAAAAGUGGUCUUCAAUUGAUUAAUGUGAUUUUUUGGGUAAUUAUGUGAUUUUAUACGAAUUUAUAUGAUUUUUACAAUCUUACUUUUGAGAUAAAUGAAGAAAAAGAAAUAAAACUAAAUAUUGCAAAAUGGGGGGACCCCGCCGGCCAACCGGGCCCGCAAGCGGGUCGGAAGUGCAGUCGGGGAGUAGCCGCGAGCAGGGGCUCAAGCGGCUUGAAUCGAUGAUGUGGGCACAUGUGCGCCACUCCCCUUCCACGUCACUGGUGGCCAGCCGGCUGUGGGGCAAGGAGUGGUUGUACACGCGCGCUUGAUCGGGAAUGUAAUAUUACUUUAUAUUCGCCAGAAACUUCGGCACACAACUGAUGUGGGACUAAACCCACGUCACCUUCCCCAGAAAGGGCGGGCAACCAGUGCAGGUUCGAAUCCUCCCAGAGCCAAAACUCAUAUUUUUAUCUGAUUAUCGCGACUUUCUUACAGAUCGCUGGUGAAGGAUUAAGUAACCAGAAUCACUAGAUCAUUGGUGAAAAUCUCGUCAACGCGAUUCGCGAAGCAUUGUUACUCAAAUUACUGAAGGAUUCGCGAUAAAAGGAUCGUGAAUCUAUCGAGUAAAUCAUAUCUAAUUGAUCGACGAACAAGCUGUCAUCAGGACGAGGACGAUCCGCCAGGAGACGAGUCGCCACCUCUUGAGAGCGUACCAGAUGCGAUGAAGAGUCUCCUCUUGCUACGCGGACUUGAGAAUGAAGCUCCCUGACUUGCGCCCCACCUUCAUCCAGCUCCUCUCCGUCGGGUGACAGUCGCCAGAGAGCCGCAAAGUCGCCGUUUUUUUGCUCCGCCGGGUGACAGCCACCGGAGACGAUUCGACGACCCAUUUCAUUAAUCUCUAGACUUCGCGAGAAGAUCUAGAGAUUGCCCACGUCGUCUUUGUCUAA
Messenger RNA from Spirodela intermedia, 13979 nucleotides. Lineage: Eukaryota; Viridiplantae; Streptophyta; Magnoliopsida; Alismatales; Araceae. The record is from the annotation of a GenBank genome assembly.